GGUAAAGACAACAUCUCAUAUUUCACUGGUCAUCGUCGUGCGAAGAGCACGACAAGUUCUCGACAAAACUAUAACUGGAGCGCUCAAGAUCAAUGGCGAAACUUAAAUAUUGGUUUAGGUUAUGUUUACUGACGUUACUCGCAACCUGUGUGUGUGUGAUUUCGAGUAAGGGGUGCCCUAAAAAUUGGAAGGAACAUGGCAAUUCAUGCUAUCUUUUUGUAAAUCCUACUAUAAGAAUUCGGCUGAUGAGCUGGGAAGAUUCCAAAGCUAACUGUUUAGGUUAUGGAGCUGACCUAGUUUCUAUUCAUGAUCCAUCGGAAGUUAAUUUUAUUCACCAAGAAACAAGUAAACUAGGCAACCUUUGGUUCUGGAUUGGGUUAUAUCGUAACAAAACGACGAAUGAUGCAAAGGUAGGCUGGAUCUGGAGUGAUGGAAGUAAUUUGACAAAUCCUCAGUGGGCGCCAGGCGAACCGAAUAAUUAUCAGAAUAAUGAAAAGUGCGGAGAAAUUCAUGCAAAUAACAAGCUUUGGAAUGACAAUGAUUGUUCUAAACAGUUCGCGUCAAUAUGCAAAAGAAAAAAAGGUCUUCCUGAUCCAACCACCCCUACUGCUGGAACUCUUCCUCCAACAAAAUAUCCGCCGCCAAAAUGCGAUCAUGGAUGGGUUUCAUAUAACAGAUCUUGCUAUCGAAUUUUUUCCAAUCCAAGAAAUUGGUUUGGAGCAAAAAGCGCUUGUCGAGAUACAGGAGGACACUUGGUUAGAAUUGAUGAUGAUAAUGAGCAGAAAUUUCUAGCAUAUCAAGUUCUUCCGAGACGUGAUACGUUUUGGCUUGGCUUGAACGAUCUCGCCACUGCUGGACAAUGGGUUUGGGAGUUUCGUUCCAAUGAUUCUUUGGUUUUCAAAAAUUGGCAGACGGGUGAACCAAAUGGUUUAGGGAGGGAACGAUGUGUGGAAAUGUAUGGAUUUGCUCUAGCUGGUCGUUGGAAUGAUGCUUACUGCAAUGGACCCAAAUCUUACAUUUGUGAGAAGGAGGAAGGGCAAAAUAUAUGUCCUGAAGGAUGGAUCCCGUACAAUGAUACAUGUUACCAAUUUAACAUGCGACCCUCGCAAAAGAUGACUUGGACAGAAGCUGAAGCAGCUUGUAAUGCAAUUGGAAAUUUUGCAUCGCUUGUUCAAAUAAACAGUCAAAGUGAACAAGAUUUUGUUUCGAAACGAAUUAAAUCAAUCUCUAACGAAGACGCCUGGAUAGGUCUCAGUGAUCUUGGCCAUGAACAUGUGUUUCUUUGGACGGCCACAAACUCAGAAUUGGGAAGCACAGGAUAUAAAAUUUGGGCAAAUGGCAAUCCGACUGAAAAUGCAGAGAAUCGCGACUGCGUUAUGAUAUUAGGUGCAAGAAAUGACGGUGCAUGGUCGGUUAAAAAUUGUACGUUAAAAAGAAACUUUGUCUGUAUGAGAAAUAGAGAUUUGACGUAUUGUAAUGGGCCACUUGGAAUGGAAAAUGGAAAGAUAUCCGAUUCUCAAAUUACAGCCAGCAGUUACUCUCCUGGAAAUGAACCGGCCCGUGCUCGAUUACGUCACAGUGGGGCGUGGUGUCCCGUGAAAGCAAGUCAAGACGAAUAUCUUCAAGUUGAGUUUCCUUUCUUGGCUGACAUCAGGAUGAUUGUCACCGAAGGAAACCUGUCAGCUUACAAAUUGAAAAUUGGCAAAGAUGGAAAAACAUUCAAAGAUUACAAUGCAGCAAAACUGACUCUAAUGCAAGACGAGACUUAUAACUACACAAAAUUUAAUUCGUCGUUAAUUGCUAAAGCUGUUCGAAUUUUUCCAUUGUCAUGGAAGAAUAAUCCAUGUUUCAGGGUGGAGUUUGUUGGUUGUCGAGCACCAGCUCCACCGUCGACAGAAUGCAAGGGAAAAAACUGGGUGAAAGGGCCAGGAAAACUUUGUUUUCAAAUAAAUACGGAGUUCAAAACAUGGGAGGCUGCCCGCGCUACGUGUUUAGAGCGAGGAGGUGACUUACUGACCAUAACAAAUGAUAAAGAGAUGAAAGCAGUAGGACAUCAAAUCAAGCACUUGUUCCAUGAAUAUUACUGGAUUUCCCUUAAUGAACGUGAUUAUAUUAAUAUUUAUGAUUGGUCUAAUGGCGAUCCAAAUGGAAUCAUCGAAUGGGGAUCAGGAUCUCGUUAUUACGAGGAAAGAGCCUGUGUUAGAAUGCGGCGAACUGGAUUAUAUUGGAAUAGUGCAGACUGCUCUGAACGUCGACCUUAUAUCUGCAUGAAAGGAGAGCAUUCUAUUCGAAAAGAUUUUGUCGAAGCUGGUCCAACUGGAUUCUGGAUAAGCGGUGCAAGAUAUUAUUGGCCUCUAUCAACAAUUGAAAACAACAAGAUACUCGGUACUACAAUUGGAAAGGUGAAUGGUAAAGUAAAUCCGACAACAGGUGUAAAAGGAAAAGCGAACACAGCGUUACAAUUUUCCGGUGAAGGAUCGUACAUAGACCUUGGAAAAUUUGAUAAAGAAUGUUUUGGAAACACUGACUACUGCAUCUUCGGUUUAAGCCUGUCAUUUAUGGCUUGGUUCGAUACAUCUGCUAUAAGUUGGACCAAGCGAGUAAACAUUCUAGAUUCGUUGGGAGAUGAGACUACAUCUAAAAAGGGAAUCAGUGUCUAUGUUCAAAAUAAGAAUCUCUGGUUUGUGGUAUCGAGAACAUCUGGUUAUCAAAAGAUAUCUGUGCCAGUAGUCGACAAUGAAUGGCGGCAUUAUGUAAUGAGAUGGAACAACUCACUUCGUGUUUUCGUAAAUGGUAAAGAUACGCAAAGCGCACCAACAAGUGGUAAAAGUGCGGGCGAUACUUCAGUAAAAAGCUUUAAAAUUGGACUUCAGUCAGGGUCUGGUGCUAAAGCUGGUCUAGUAAAAAUGGCCAUGGUUGCUUUCUGGAAUACGGCAAUAUCGAACGAUGACAUUGCCUUGAUAUACACAACAGAAUUUGGAACUUGCCCGUUUGGUUGGAUAGAAUAUGGCAUGUCAUGUUACCAACUAAACAUGGAUACAAAAACGUAUAGCGAUGCAAGGAUAGCAUGCGAAAAGUCAGGUGGAGGUCUGAUGAAUAUUGGUGGUAAUGUUGAACAAGCAUUCAUCGGAACUAAACAUGAAGGCGAUCACGCGUGGAUUGGGGUGUACGACGAAGGUGACGAAGGGAGAUUUGUAGGAAGCGACGGUAAGCCGAUUGUUUACUCGAAUUGGAAUGGAGGGCAGCCAGAUAAUUGGCGGAAUAAGGAGGACUGUGGACAUCUGUUAAAAUGGGGGAGAUGGAAUGACUUGCCAUGCGGUUACAAAAAACAGUAUAUAUGUGAAAAAGGAAAAGAGUUAAAUUCGGCUAAUAUAACAACCACUGCUACUCCUGACAAUAGUUUUAAUAAAUCAGGCCUGGCUUGUCCUUACACCCGAACCACCAUUGGUUGUCCUUCUUCUUUGAUUAUAAAAAUUUACUCUGCGUAUUGGGGAAGAAGAGACAAAAAGAAAUGCACUUAUACCAGUGUAAAGCUCUGUGGCAAAGAUGUAACGCAAGCAUUGAAAACGAAAUGCGACAAUUUUGAAAACUGUGGUCUUCAUGCUUCUCCGACGGAACCAUAUCUCAGUGAUGUUUGUCCAAACGUUCAUAAAUAUUUGGAAGUUGAUUACGGCUGUACAACAGGAACUCUAAGCAAUAGGUGCCAAUCCGGAUGGAAAAAUUUUAAGGACAUGCCAAAUCGUUGUUAUCGGUUGUAUGAUUCGCCUAAAACAUGGAGUGAUGCCAGAAAGACUUGUAAAGAUGCUGGCGGUGAUCUUAUUACUAUUUCUGGAAAAUUAGACCAAGAAAUUGCAACUAGUUUAAUGGAGCGGGCUUGGUAUUCAAACGUCUGGAUUGGGUUACAUGAUACAACAACAAAAGGUAUCUAUGAAUGGUCAGAUGGUUCUCGUGUCUCGUGGGUAAACUGGUAUGUUGGACAGCCUGACGAGAGACGUACAGAUAAGAGUUGUGUGUACAUGAGCCUAGAGCGAGCAAAACGUGGCUGGAUGUAUUGGAGAGAUUCGAACUGCACCGAUACAAAUGCUUUCAUGUGUGCAUAUGACGUCGGAAUAACUCAAAAGCCGGCAACUGUUCCGACAGUGUUCCCUGGAAAGUGCCGUUCUGGUGGAUGGGUCACAAAGGACAAACUAGCUUAUUGUUAUUAUUAUUAUGGCAGGAUAGUAAGUCGAAAGUGGUUGGGGGCAAAAAGUAUCUGUCGUAGCCGCAGGGCGAAGCUUGUCAGCAUACAAAGUAUAGAAGAAAAUGAAUUUGUCAGGAAUUUAUCGAAUAAUACAAUAUGGCUUGGUUUGGAAUCGAGAGGAGUUUUUCGAGGUCAUGUAUGGUCAGACGGUCAACCAGUUCGCUAUACUAAUUGGGCUGUGGGUCAACCUGACAGCUACAAUGGUCUCGAUGCCUGUGUAGAGAUGAAUUCAGAUACUGGAGUUUGGAGUGACAAAGAUUGCAACGAAGUUAAAGAUAUUGUUUGCAAGGUGGCUAAAACACUUGCACCAGUCACCAAGACCCCGGUAAUCUAUCCAACAGCAGGUUCUCCUUUAUGUAAGAGUGGUUGGACAUUGUUCCAAGGGCAAUGUUACAUUAGAGGAAACGCUACGGCCAGCGAUUAUCUAACAUGGCAGGAUGCUGAGAAGAAAUGCCAAGAUCUUGGUGCCAAUAAUGGCCAUCUUGCUAGCAUUAGAAAUCAACAGGAACAACGUUUUAUUGAGUUUCUUACGAAAUCUAGCACAAGUUCAAAUUUUUGGAUUGGUUUGAAUGACCUUGGAACAGAAGCGGAGUACAAGUGGAGUGAUGGUUCUUUGUAUAACUACGCAAACUGGGGCCUUAGCGAACCGAAUGACUAUAGUCGUCAGGAAGAUUGUGUUCAUAUAACAUCGAGUAGGAAGUGGAAUGAUCACCAUUGUCAAUUGAAGUUCUCUUUUAUAUGCAAGGCGUAUAACGAAACAUAUAAACCACCUGUUAAGCCAACAGCACCACCUAGACCCCCACAUGAUGGCUACUGUCCCGAAGGAUGGAUUGCUCACGCCAAAUAUUGUUAUCAGUUCCAUACUGACCCCAGUGAAUACAGAACCUGGGAUGACGCAAGAGACGCCUGUGAACGAGGUCACAAUUCAAGUUCUUUUGGUGAAUUAGCCAGUAUUCACGACGAGUUUACAAACUCUUUCAUGACAAUUCACAUAAAAGGUGCCACCAACCAUUUAUGGAUUGGUUUGAGCAACAUUCAUGGUUUUGGGUAUUUAUGGCUUGAUAAUACAGCUUUCAAUUACAUGAAAUGGAAUACACGGGAGCCAAGGUUUGGGUGGAAUAAAUGUGUCGAGAUCGUACCUUUUCCUUACUCUUCUGGUCGGUGGAAUUCUAUCUAUUGUUCCAAGUUGAACGGAUACAUUUGCCAAAGAGUUGCUUCAGAUACUCCUGUGACCCCAACACCAACAGUCAAAGCAUCCAAUUGUAAAAACGGUUAUAAAAGUUUCGAUGAAUCCUGUUUCAAAUUUGUUAAUGAUAAGAAAACGUUCGAUGAAGCCAGGAAAGUCUGUCAAAAGGAAAAUGGAGAUUUAAUGACAGUUGAUGAUCAAUUCAGACAAGCUUAUCUUAUCUAUUUGCUGGAAAAACGUUUUGUCAACGUAUGGAUUGGUUUCUACCACGAACCGUACGUUUCAUUUAAAUUUGUGGAUCACACUUCUCCGAUGCACACAUAUUGGGGACCUGGUCAACCAAGCCGUCAACUAGAUCAACGCUCUUGUGUUCAGGCGAAUGUAACUGGAUCAAACUUUGGUGUCUGGGAUGACAUGGACUGCGACAUUGCUAAUCCAUUCAUUUGUGAAAUUUACAAAGGCGAGCCAAAAGUUACAAUUCCACUAAACGGAACCUGUCAAAAUGAUUGGACAUUACAUAAUAAGCACUGUUACAAGCAUUUCACGAUGGGACGAACUUGGUCUUCGGCACAGUACGAUUGUUCUAACCAAGGUGCCGAUUUAGUCAGCAUUCACGAUGACAGAGAGCAAGAUUUCUUGCUUUAUUAUUUUCAAAGCAAGCAUCCGAGCUGGAUUUGGAUAGGUUUAAAUGAUCGAGAUGUGGAGCGAGGAUACCGAUGGAUAGACAACAGUCCAGUAGAUUAUUUAAACUGGGGAAAUGGCGAACCAAAUGAUUAUAACCGACGUGAAAAUUGUGUGGAAAUGCAAACGAGGUCUGGACGGUGGAAUGACCUGUCGUGCAGCCGGUAUCGUGCAUACGUGUGCAAAAAGAAGUUAGAAUGUUUUACGCCCAUACCUCUUGAUCCCUCGAUGGUAACAGUAACGGAUUCUUCUAAUGCGACCAGUAUGGGAGCUGAACAAGCUAUUAUUGCAGACAAGAAUGACCCGUAUACCUCUUGGUGUACAAAUAAUACGUCUGGAAGUGCCAUGAUCAAGAUCGAUCUUAAUCAAUUGGUCCACGUAACGGGAAUCACAGUCAUGGGACGAAGUAAUCAAUUUGUCAAAUCUUUUCGAAUCGACUACGAACGUGAUGAAAAUUGGCGUGUAUUUUACCCAAACCGAGAUUAUCAAACCACAUUAGAUUUACAACACUCGUGGAAGCCCACGACCAAGAAAUUCAGAUAUCCAUUCGAAGCUGAUGGACUAUCAAUCACUCCUGUCACUUGGACCGGGGAUCUGAUUUGUAUGAGAAUAAGACUUCAUGGGUGUCCAUAUGUUUGUCAAAAGCAACUGUUCUUGUCCUCCCCUACGAGAAUAAAAGAUAAUGUGAUAUCAGCAUCAUCUACCAAAAGCCCUACUAAUGCACCAAAACAAACUGCAAUACAAGGCCAUUCGUGGUGUGCUGAGAAAAACGACAAAUCUCAGUGGAUCCAGUUCUAUUUCGACAAAGAAAGCGUUAUAUCAGUUAUUCGAACAUUUGGAGAUAGAAAAGAAAAUUAUGUAACGAAGUACUUCAUACAAUAUGGCGAGGACGGGAAGAAGUGGUCGAACUAUACCGAACAUGGGGUUAAACGGAUUUUCCAAGGAAAUAACGAUGCCCAUAGUCCUGUAAGACACACUUUGGCCAACAAAAUCGAGACAUCUUAUGUUCGAUUAAUCCCACUCGCUUGGAAUAACAAUAUUUGUAUGAGGAUUUCGUUACUUGGAUGUCUGGCAGACUGCGCUCAACCAUUGCUUGCCACUGGAAGGAUCCGCAACCUCCGAUCCUUUUCGUCGGAUAAGAAUUCAAAACCUGAGGAUGCCUUUUUUAAGUCUGGAAAGGCUUGGUGUACCGAAAAAACUCCAUUCAAGGAACAAUAUUUAGAGUUUAGGUUUGGCGUCCAAUACAGACUUUCCAAGAUUGCCACACUGCCUAGUCCUACUAGUUUUGGGAAAAAGGGCGAAAUUUCUACAUUUACUCUAAGAUACAAAAAAGGCAAAAGUUGGUAUAUUCAUGGUCCAAAAGGUCAACCGAAGGUGAUGACUGCCGUAAACAAGGAAAACAAAUCAAAUCCAAUGUUUAAUGCCCUCACAGACUUUUAUCGUAACCGGAAAGGCUUACGCACAAAUGGAAUAAGAAUCUAUCCAGAAUCAUCCACGGGAACGUCCAUCUGUAUAAAAGUGGAAUUAUUUGGGUGCCUCGCUGGUACUGAAAUAAUUCCAACAACUCAGUCAACUAAACCAAAGCCAAAGGUUGUGAAAGUAUCUUUUCGCAUCACGAGCAUUGAGUGGAAUGAUAAACUGGGUGACUCAAAGACAGAGGAAUUUGCUAAAACGAGUGAAAAAAUUAUAAAAGCGGUGGAAAGUGUCUACCAAGAGAGUGAAUCUUUUCGAAAAGUGAAAGUUAUUAAGUUAACCAAAGGAAGCGUUGUCGCCGUAGUUCAAUUGACAUUUAAUCCAGAAUUUGCAACGGAUAACGAUACGUUAGUACUAAAGAAUGCUGUAGAAAGUGGUAAAAUUGGAUCUCUUGAGGUGGAUAAAAAUUCGUAUAAAUAUCUAGGAGAUGCUGAGACAAAAGCUCAUACUGGAGAUGGUGAUUCAGAGGGUCUAUCUGGUGGAGCGGUUGCCGGUAUUGUUAUUACUGUAUUGAUAUUAGUGGCUCUUGCAGCUGGUGCUGCAUUUUUCCUGUAUCGACGGAAAAAGGCCAAGAGCUUAUUUGCCCCUAAACAUUUUGACAACCCGAUUUCAUAUUCUUCUAAAGCUUACGAUAUGGAUGAUUGAAUAACGACCUACCUAGGUGAAGGUGAAAAUUUUGAAUGGUAAAAAACUGUAUAAUGAUUUAAACAGUUAUACAGUUUUUAAUAUUUUAGGUAUAUAAUUAUCAAUGACAGGAUUUUAUAAUUUGGUUUUAAUUGGCUUAUUUUUUAAUUCUAGAAAUGUAAAUAAUCCCCAUAUGGG
Dendronephthya gigantea is the source of this 8402-nucleotide messenger RNA. RefSeq lists its product as uncharacterized. The transcript is spliced from 52 exons. Gene Ontology annotation, molecular function: signaling receptor activity; carbohydrate binding. The record is from RefSeq and is a predicted model, not a curated record. The coding region runs from base 93 to 8225 and encodes 2710 amino acids. NCBI's taxonomy places the organism in Eukaryota, Metazoa, Cnidaria, Anthozoa, Malacalcyonacea, Nephtheidae.